This is a messenger RNA of Fonsecaea pedrosoi CBS 271.37, 1407 nucleotides long. RefSeq lists its product as uncharacterized. The transcript has a single exon. Gene Ontology annotation, biological process: base-excision repair. Lineage: Eukaryota; Fungi; Ascomycota; Eurotiomycetes; Chaetothyriales; Herpotrichiellaceae. Gene Ontology annotation, molecular function: DNA binding; catalytic activity. The record is from RefSeq and is a predicted model, not a curated record. Gene Ontology annotation, cellular component: nucleus. The coding region runs from base 1 to 1407 and encodes 468 amino acids.
AUGACCGCAGCUGCGCUAAUCUCCUCUGGUACGAUAUUGGCGUCGCCACCUCUUUCUCCGCUCUCAGACACCGAGCUGGCAGUCAUCCGAACCGAUGACCUGGGCAUGAUUGCUGAUGAUGAACGCGAACGAGAGAAGGUUCAAGCUGGGCUACCAACAAAAAUAUCCCAAAGGCGCAGAGGCGCUGGUGCACGUCGCAGGGUCACCUAUGUUUCCAGGCACUUCGUGAAGGAGCCCCGCAAAGAUGAGCAGCGGGAGGACAACUCCAUGGAGACAGAAAAGAUCACGAACAAGGGCUUCGACAGUGCAUUAGGUGCAGACUCUGAGGAUGUUUCAAUCAUUGCCACGCCACCAAAAACACCUGCCAAAAGCCGAGUAUAUUAUGGACUGAACGUGGAUGAGCUCUCUUCGGACUCAAGUCUCACAGACGUACCCGAUGAUAUUGGACCGGACCCAUUCUCUCCAGAGCCUAAGUCCUCUUUGGCCGGUCCUGGAGCCAGACAGCUCAAGACCAAGACCAAGACCAACAAGUCCCGGAGGUCAACAACGUCGCCCUACUUCCCGCAGGCGAACAAACAUCGACCUACAUUCCUAGCGACACUACCGUUCCCGCCUCUUUCCCACGACAAAUUCGGCUUGAUGCAAGAAAGAUUGGCUCAUGAUCCAUUUCGUCUUCUUAUCGCCACCAUCUUCUUGAAUAAAACGCCUGGGGAGCGUGCAAUGCCCGUCUUCUAUCAACUCAUGUCACAAUACCCUACACCGACCGACCUUGCCAACGCCGAAGUUAGCGACAUUACCUCGAUCAUCUAUGAGCUAGGUUUCCAGAACCAACGAGCGAGAAAAUGUGUAGCCAUGGCAAAGGUCUGGCUCGAAAGCCCACCUUCACGCGGAAAGCGGUAUAGAAAGCACAAUUAUCCGUUGAAGGGUGACGGACGAGAUGUCAAGCAAGAUGAAGUUGUCGACGACGAAGAUCAGCGCGUGGCAUGGGAGAUUUCUCAUCUGCCUGGACUCGGACCAUACUCUCAUGACAGUUGGCGCAUGUUUUGCCGGGAUCGGCUGAGAGGUGUUGCUAAGAGUUGGAAUGGCGAGGGAGCGGAUGACCCAGGAACAUUCGAACCAGAGUGGAAGAGGGUGGUUCCAUUGGAUAAGGAACUGCGCGCAUAUCUCACGUGGAUGUGGUUGAAGGAAGGCUGGGUUUGGAAUAAAGAGACCGGCAAGCGAACAAAGGCAAGUCCUGAACUUUUGUCGAUGGCAAAAGGAGGCGGGAUCGUGGUGGAAGAGAGGGACUCUGCUCAUCUGGUUAUCAAGAGCGUCCAGGAUGAAAAUGUCGAUGUCCUGAAAGAGAAGAGACAAGUAGAACGCACUGCGGGAGAAUACUUGCCUGUUAAUCCAAGUGGCGAGAGCUGA